UCAAAGCAGAAAUCCCCAGUGUUCUUGCAGAGCUUUGACAAAAGUUUUAGUGCAAACCUUAUGCAAAUAUUUUAUAUUCUUUUGCCCUUUUCAGCUGUCUUUUGUGACAUACAGUAUGCAGUGAGGGGUGAUACUGCUAGUCAGGGGUCCCAAAGUGGUGGGCUGUUUAGUCCACACAACAUUGUUCCCACAGACAGAAUAAAAUACUUUAUUUAGCAGAUGGGAGCUUAAACUUAAAGCUUACAAAUACUAACCUCAAGUAGCAUUUGGGUUUAUUGAAUGUGGGACCAGUGGUUCUCAGAGGACGUGCUGUGAGACAAUGAGAACGUUCGGAGGACACCUGUGUGUUUGAGGCUGAUGAAACAGCAGUUUAGAUCACCACAGGGAGCACACCAAUGUACCUGUGCAAGCUCUCACCGACAUUUUCAUGUAUUGCUAAGCCACCCGGCAAAUCCACACAACCAUUAGACUUCAUGCACAUAGCCCACACCUCUAGACACUAUACAUGUCAUGAUCCUUGGUUGUUCUGUUUAUGAAGUUUUGGACUUUUAAUUAAAAAAAAAAAAAAAAUCAAAUUCUUGGUUUGCUUAUAGUGUUUAUAUUUACUUUAUAUAUUUUUCCUUACUGUAUUUACUUCUUGGUUCUCGGUUGCACAAGAGUUUUAUUCAUCCUGGUCAAUCAUCUUGUGUCAGUUCUCCUGUAUUAAAUUCAUUUGUGUAUCUGGGUUUCUUUUGUUUAAUUGUUAUUUAAUCAACAAAAAAAUAUCAGAUGAGAUUAGAAAUUCUCUUUUACAAGGAUGUCCUGGCCAAGAUGAGAAGCAGCACAGUGUGCAAAGUACAAAGCAAGCCAAUUUAUAUACCAGUGCAACAAUGUAUAAAAUUAUUGACAUUUACCAAAAAAUAUGAAACAAUAAAAUACAUAAAAUUCAUUACAACAUUUAAAACGAUUUCAAAGUCCACCCAUUUCAAUUUUAGAGGUACAUUUGGUGACUAAAACCUCUCCCAGUUUUUGUUUGAAACUAGAUAAAUGGAUAAAAGAUUCCAAUCUCAACUUGAGCCGCAGAUCAUUCCAAGACCACGGGCUGAAAUAAGACAGAAUUAAAUUUCCUGACCCUGUGCUCACACAGGGGCACUUUAAACGACAACCAACUACUGGCUCUGAGAUUGUAGGUGUUCUCCAAGGCAAUGAAGCUGGUGUAGUUUAGUUAUCGCUUCUCACUUUCUGCUUUAUUUUGAUAGUUAAUUGUCCCUUGUGCUUCGUGAUUUAGUUUUGCUUUGCCUUCUCACAUCCUCCAUGAUUUAGUCUUCUGGUCCCAGUCUGUGCAAAUUCCCUGCUGACUCGGCCUCAGGAUGGCUAGAGGCAAGAAUCAAGCGCACCCAAAUGAGCGCAUCAUUGAUCAUGUGCACAUCACGCAGAGGGAGAGUGGGAGUGAGAGACGAAAAGCGCAGCGACAGAGCAUGGCAGUUGUAACGCAGUUUGUGUGAUUCCGUGUGCGUUAAUGAAACUAAAACCAUGCUUAUAGUCACCAAUACUGCAUCUGCCACAAUUAUAAGUGCAUAUCUGGCUGUACCACAGUUGGAUUUAUCAUGGCAAGCCCUGCUGUAACCAGUUCUUCUGUGAAGUUUCAUUAAAGACAGUGAACUAAAAACUCCUGGACUGCUGCAGUCUUUCUGACCGAAGACUUAGGCCAGACUCGUAUACACCGCCCUUCCCGUAUAUAUAUUCUACAAGUGGUCCUUCGAGCCGGAUGGUAUACCAGCUGCACUAUGGCUACACCCAGAGAGUUUAACGACGACCAGCCUGCACUGAGUCCCCGUCCCAGCAGGGUGCGACGCAUUCCAGGACAUCUGGAGGACUUCGAACUCACCUACCCAGCUCACCGUCUUUAUAGUACCACAGUAAGACCAGCAUCACCACUCAGCCCUGGCAGUUCCCCUAACUACCCUGCAGCUGGUCAUUAUGGUACGGCAAGUCCAGAGGAAAGAUGGCAGCGGCUGGAAGCACGUUGGCAAACGAUAAGCCAGCAGAUGAAAGAACUUGAAGUGGAAAUGGACAGGGUCAGAUUGCCUUCGUAUCCACUGAGUGCCCAUCUGCCUUAUCCUUCAUACCACUAUGCAGCAUUUCAGCCACAUUACAGUAGCCUCCCCCAUCUAGAACUGGGUUACCCUGUUCGGCCUCCCAGUCCAAGAGCUGCACCUAACAUUCAGCACCAGGUUCUGCACGCUCCAACACAAGCCCCUGCUCCUCAAGUGCAGGUUGACACUGCUGCAUCAGACCCACGACCUGCUUCAGAAGUCAUGCCUGUACCGGCCCCCGCAUCCACAGCUCCUACAGCCUGCUCGCCGCCGUUGCCAACGCAGCCUGUACCCCCUGCUCUAACACAGCCUGCAUUGCCCUUCGCACCACCUCCUGCUUCUCUAAUGAUGCCUCAGCCAGUGUCCCCUAUCACACCGCAGCCAGAACCACACGUGCCUCAGCCAGUGUCCCCUACCACGCCUUUACAGCCUGAGCAUGUCCCGCCAGAGCAGCAGUAUGAUGCACUUCCCAGGGCCUGGCAGUCUGCUCCACUGCCAUAUCCACCUGUGCAUUAUCCUAGACCACCCCGUGGUCAGCCCUACUAUCCAACACCUCACCCAGUAGACAGCUCACAUCAGCCAAGUAUGAUGGAGAUGGCGAUUGCUUCAUCAUUUGGCAUUCCUAAACCCAAACUGACUGUAUUCAGCUCAGGGAAAGAGAGUGAUUUUCUUAUGCUCAAAAAGGGUCUGGACAGCUUACUUGGCCCACACAAGCAUUUAAGUGAAGACUAUAAGUAUCAGAUCCUGCUUGACCAUCUCACAUUCCCAUCUGCACUUCAAGUGGCAAAGAGGUAUGUCAACAGUCAGACCCCAUACACAAGUGCCAUGCAAGCGCUCACACAGAGGUACGGACAGCCAAGGCAGCUAGUGCAGGGAGAACUGAAGGCCAUUCUGAAUGCCCCUCCAGUCAGGGCCGGAGAUUAUCAAGCAUUUGAGGACUUUGCUACAGCAGUUGGAACUCUAGUGGGGAUGCUCAGUACAAUGGAGGGCCCCUCAUCGUCAGAGUUGAAGUGUGGGUCUCAUGUGGACACUCUACUCACCAAACUCCCCACUAAUUAUCGAGAUGCAUUUGCUGAACAUUGCUUUAACUGAGGAAUUAUCCAAAGUGGCAGUGACCGUACAUACACUCUCCCUGAUCUAGCUGAGUGGCUGGAAAGGAAGGCCCAGACUCUGCAAGUGUCUCGCCAAAUCACAAGCCCCUUCCCAGCUAUACCAGCACAUACUGAGUACAAGGACCGGAAAGCAGUGAGACAACAGAGGGUCAAACCUGCUACUAUUCUGCUUGGGAGUCAGCAGGGAUCGAAGCCCGCUAAUCCUUCUCCGAGCCCUGCCACUGUACCACACCUGAA
Messenger RNA from Oreochromis niloticus (Nile tilapia), 3424 nucleotides. RefSeq names its product leucine-rich repeat extensin-like protein 1. NCBI's taxonomy places the organism in Eukaryota, Metazoa, Chordata, Actinopteri, Cichliformes, Cichlidae. The transcript has 2 exons. The record is from RefSeq and is a predicted model, not a curated record. The coding region runs from base 1767 to 3167 and encodes 466 amino acids.